AUGAGAUUUUUAGCUACUGCAGACGAAACUGGGGCCAUUAAGGAGGUUGUUUGUAAUAGAGGAACCGAUACUUCGAAAAAAGAUGCCACUCAACCAAUAUCUAUCAAAAAGAUAGCUGCUGGUGAAAACUUGAAUAUCAAAUCAAAAAUUUUAUUCAUGUCAGAAUUCAAUCAAGAACUCUUGGUAUCUGCCAGAGCUAAUGGCUGGAUUACUGUGAACGACUUGAUAAACGAAUCAGAAGAAGAAGAAGAACAAUACCUCUUACUACAUACUUACAAAUUAAACGUUGAACAAGGCGAUAAACCAGUUGGACUCAUAAAAUUAGAAGCUCAUCAAACUAUAUUAGUUGCAUUUGAAUCAAGAAAAUUAUUCGCAAUUCAUUUUAAUGAUAAAAAAUUCGAUAUCAAUCCUAUAGAGCUCGAAUUGGCCGGGGAUAAACCAAUACAAACAUUUGCUGCAAAUCCAUACCAAGAAGGAAUAUUUGCAUUUGGUGGGAAAGAAAAUGAUGUUAAAAUUGUAAAAUUAUUUGAAUCAAAGGAUGCAAACGAUGAUUCAUUUAAAUCAAAAUCAUUUUAUACCAAUGAAAUUGUUUUCGAAGCCGAAAAUGUUGAAAAUGAUUAUCUUGACUUAUGGGUUCCAGUAUGGAUAAGCAAAAUUUUAUUUUUCAAAGAUCAACCAGAAAAUGGAUUCAAGUUUGUCACUGCCACAAGACAUGGUCAAAUUCGUACUUAUAAUACUAGUGAAGAGCCCAGCCCCAUUGGUGAUUAUAAAAUUUGUGAUAAACCUCUUGUAUCUUUAAAUUUUACUUCCGAAGCUCAAGAUGAGGUCAUUGUCACUGAUACUCAUAACUACGUUGCUAAACUUUCAUUGAAAAAAAUUGAUCCAAAAGGUUUUAGAAUCAGUUCGGCCAGUGCUGGAGUUAUGUUUAGACCAACUACUAAACUCUUGGGUAAGUUUUCCGAAGGGGGUAACACCGGUGCUAUAUUUGCUGUUGAUACUGACUUGGAAGACAGAUUAAUCGCUUUUGGUGGUCUUGAUAGAUACUUAAGAGUUUUCGAUAUAGAUAGUAGAAAAUUAUUAGCUAAAGUUUAUUUAGGUACUCAAAUAACUGAUGUUCUUAUUUUAGAUUCAGAAGAAGAAUUAAUAGAAUCAGAAGGUGACAAGAAACCACAAGUCAUUUCAAGAAAGAGAAGACUUUUACAAAAGCAAGAGGAAGAAGAAGAAGAAAGUGAUGAAGAAGAUGUUUGGAAUCAAUUAGAAGAAAAUUCAAAAGCCAAUAAAAAGUCUAAAAAGACUAAAAAAAAUUAA
This is a messenger RNA of Hyphopichia burtonii NRRL Y-1933, 1308 nucleotides long. It is a transcript of the gene NSA1, whose product is annotated as ribosome biosynthesis protein. Gene Ontology annotation, biological process: ribosomal large subunit biogenesis. The transcript has a single exon. Gene Ontology annotation, molecular function: protein binding. Gene Ontology annotation, cellular component: preribosome, large subunit precursor; nucleolus. Bases 1 to 1308 code for a protein of 435 amino acids. Lineage: Eukaryota; Fungi; Ascomycota; Pichiomycetes; Serinales; Debaryomycetaceae. The record is from RefSeq and is a predicted model, not a curated record.